Molecule: messenger RNA, 1913 nt
Organism: Mytilus trossulus (common blue mussel)
Lineage: Eukaryota; Metazoa; Mollusca; Bivalvia; Mytilida; Mytilidae
Exons: 1
Coding region: 791-1792 (333 amino acids)
Source: RefSeq, a predicted model, not a curated record
UGGAGGAAAUUUUGAACAACGGAAUGAAUAAGUCUUAUAUAGCAUGUACCCAGUAAUAACGGUUGUAAUAUUGCGUAUAAUAAAAAGAUAUUUAUUAACUGGGAAUGUAUAAGUUGGAAUUCUAUUGAUUGGUAUCGACAUUGUACCUGCGCCGUGGUACAUUUGUGAGCUCACUUGUUAAUGAAGAAAUCAAUUAAGCAAGUGUCAAUCUCUUCCUGUCAUUGGAUAUAAGUAGACUCCAAAGCACAUUCCGAGUGUACAAUGAAAUAUUCCGAAAGUAUAUUAGAAGAGAAUUUCCAAUCAGCGUGAUAUUAUUUCCUCAGAACCUCAUGCAGAUAAUUAUAAUACUAUUGUCAUCCAAGAUAUGGAAAUUUGAUGGCAACUGUUUUAGACUUUCUGCUCUGAUGAAUUACAACAAAACUAUCAAAUUGGAAUCUACAAUGACUUAUUGAAUUUUUUUUAGUGACUGUGUUUCAUCUAUUAAAAGCCUUGAAGCCUGAUUGAAAUUGAGAUUACAAAUCUGCAGUUUGCAGUUUAGAAAAGAACUAUUACAUAAAGUUAUUGGAAAUUGGUUUAAAUUGUCUCCGACACUACAUGAUGUGAAUAACAAUAAAUGUACAAUCAAUGUGUCAAGGAACAUAUCAGGUUUAAGAGAAGGAAAUUACUUUAAGCUUCUUUUUAUUGGACACUUCACAAGGAAUUGAUUACAAAUUGCUGCAAACAUUUGAAAUAAUCGUGCUAAUUACUCGUCUGAGCUAAGCAAAGUAUCUUUUAUACAUAACUCAACAAUAUGACGAUGACAACGAAAGGCAAACACAGAGAACUGCGGGUGGAAACCAGGUCUUCUUCUAGGCAAUCAAAUCACUCAGGAAAUUCUUCUCCAAAAUUAUUAUCCCCAAGGGAUAGGAAAUUUAAAGCAAACUUUCCUUUAUCGCCUGCAAUGGGAACAGAACUUGAAAGACUUAAACAGGCAUACACUCCAGUGGAAAAGGUGGCUAAACCGGAACCAGAAGAACGACCUCUAAUACGAAGUUUCUCAACAGUUCCGCACCGUGUGCCGGGAACGGCGAUUGUAAAUACAAAAUUCCGCUCACUUGGUGGAAAAGUUACAAACCUACUUCGUGUGAGAAAAGCUUUUGCAACAUCAAAGAAAGAUGAGGAUGAUAUCAUUACUUCAAACAAACAUUUGCCUAAAGAACCACGAUUCUCUUCGUCACUUUCCCCGGCAGCACAGUUCGCCAUGAUGAAAGGAUACGAAGAUGCCGUGUAUGAAAAUCUAUGUAAACAUUACCCUGCCAGUAAACUGUUUCUAAAAAGAAGUAAAAUGCCCCCUAGGGGUUAUAUUGAUAUCGGAAAUGUUGGAAAAUUAUUGCAAACUACGAUACCCGAGGACGGACAGAAUGAUAUUGGUAGUGAGAACGCCUUAAAGAAACUUGAUAUUACCACGGAAAGUCGAUUGGAACGUAAAGAACGACUUACCAGGAUGAAAUCAGAACCACAUGCUAAUACAUCUAAAGAUUUGUUAAAUCGUAGGGCUAAUUACCAAAGGACAAAAAGUAUGCCUUUAGUCGUUAUACCUUCCGUUCCUCGAGAGAAACGAUUGAUUUUAUCUCACCGGUUACAAAGCGCUAUGGAUAUACUAGACACUGUCCGGGGUAAUGUCGGACAAAACUCUAUUUCUCCUCGGAUUCAUAGUUAUCCAAGACAAAUUCAGCCGGUGUCAGACUUUAAUCAGUGGUCAUCCAUUUGGUCAAAUGAAUUUAAAAUCAGUAGGACCACCGGUAAGACUUGAGAUUCAUUUGGUUUUAUUUUGUUUACAUAACUAUACUUAAGUAUAAUUAUAUUUUAUAUCAAUUCCAAAUUCGAUUUUAUACUUUUAUUGUGUUAUUUUAAUUAAAAUUUAUACAGGAGUA